AUGCAAGGAGAGUCCUCCAACGACAUGUUCUGGGGAUCGGUCGACAUUGGGGACCUCGAGCCUACGCCUCUCAGUGGCUCCCUGGAAGACCAAGUCAUCCCUCCCAACCUCGAGGAGGGUGGGGACUUCGACAUGCCGGUGGAAGACUUCUUGGACCUAGACCCGUUCCCGCUGGAAGGCAUGCCCCUGGAAGGAGACGAUUGGCUGUCGACGCAAAGCCUUCCCGAAGGUAGCGGCAACAAGCCCGGCGGGUCCCCGCGGGCGGGCAACGUUUCGAUGGACUCCUCCGCGGUCGGCGGCAGCGGGGGCGCCUCGACGCGACCUGGUGCCUACGUGCCACCCCCCGGGGCCCUCGGGGCUUCGGGCGCUGGUGGCCUGGCGGUGUCUUCUGGCCUGCAGCAGCAGCAGCAGCAAGGCCUGCCGCAGCUGCAGACCCAGCUGUCUGUCGGUGGGCUCACCCCGCUCGGCAACGGUGCUUCCGGUGUCGCACCCAUCAACCCCGCCGACCCUAUCCCGGAGGGCAACCCGGCGCUCCUGCAGAACGUCAUCAACCACCAGCUUGGGCCCAUGCCGCGCCUCCUGAACGGCCUCGUCUCGGGCUGCACGGUGGUUGUGCCCGCGCCCUCGGUGGCCGCCGUUCCUCCGGCCGGUGGCGGCAGCCGCGGGAGCGGGACCGCACAGGACGGCACGGCGGCGGCGGCCGCAGCGGCGGGGGCGGCCCCGCCUGCAUUCAGCAACAAGCGCACGAAGGACGAGUGCGGCGACGGCGACGACGGCAGGCCGGAAAAGAAGAUGGCUCUCGGUGGUGGCGGCGGCGGGGACAGGAGUGGAUCUUCAUCUCCAACGAUGUCGCCCUCGAUGGCCGCCGCGGCUGCCGCGGCCGCGGCUGCCGCCACGUCUGGAUCGAACGACGCGAUGCUGGGUUCGGAAAAUGGGGGGGGGGCGUCCUCGUCGCCGGCCACGGCGGCGCCCCCGGCAUCAUCGAACCUGCUGGCGCGACCGGCCUCGGCGGAUUUUCGCCACGGGGGGGGCGAGGAGCUGAUGGCCCGGUUAAAGGCGAAGGUAGGGCGGCUUUUCUCCCUUAGUGCCGAGUACACCCACGUCAGAACGGGGGUCGUGCCGGAGAACGGCUCCCCAGCCGCCCUUGGUGGAGGUGAAGUGGGGAAGAAGCAGGAAGCUGGCCUAACGAACGGCGGCGCCGCUGCGUCGGUCGCGGCGACGACAACAACGGUCGGAACGACGACGGCAGGAGACGUCAAGUCCGACGUUGGCGGCGGUGGCCUCCGGAGGGUGCUCGCCCGCGUGAAGGCCGUGCGAGCGGGGCACUUCGUGGUGCACAUCAAGUUCGAUGUCGCCGGCAGCAACGAGUGCCGCCCGUGCGACGUGUCGGUGCUCUCCUGGAACGAGGCACAGGAAGGCGAGAGCGCCUCCACCGGCGGUGCAGAUGCCCGUGUCAAGGUUGAAGGCGGUGGGCAAUCAGGCGGUGGUUUCAUGGAUACCGUGCAUGGUUCCAAGCCGUGGCGGACAUCGCAGCACACCGCCUUCGUCCGCGUUUCGGGACACGCCUUCCAGGCGCUGCACGGUUACGUCAACAAGCGGACAGACGGGAACGUCGGGGAAGCCCUGGUGUCGUUCUUGACCUGGAUGGCAAACUACGACCGCGUCUUCCAGGACCCUUGCACGAUCGCCAACAAGCUCGUUGCCACCGACUCCGGCACGGGAGAACCCCUCCCCCCGACCCUCAGAACGCCUGACGGCUCGGCGCUCUUGGCUGAGAGCUUGGCGGGAACGCCGCAGCGGGAGCCGCAGAGCCCGGCUUCUUCUCAGGCUGCGUCCGCCGCCGCCGCCGCCGGCACGGGCGUUGCAACGGCCGAAGCAUGA
Molecule: messenger RNA, 1881 nt
Organism: Ectocarpus siliculosus
Lineage: Eukaryota; Phaeophyceae; Ectocarpales; Ectocarpaceae
Source: the annotation of a GenBank genome assembly